UUCAAAAAGAGUGUUUUUGCUACGACUUGUUGGGACUGUUUUGCAGCCCAAUUAUUUUCCCCCAUCGUGCAGCAGUUUUCUAGUUCCCAUCAAGCCUCGGCCUCGUGGAAAUACUGCGAACAUUGAAAGGACGCGACCAUGGGGGCAAACUUGUCGUUCCCCACUGUGGAGUUGGCUGGCCGUGUAGCUAUCGUCACGGGCAGCAAUACGGGUACCGGUUAUGAGACUGGCAAAGCCCUGGCACGCAUGGGUGCCAAAGUGGUCCUGGCUUGCAGAUCGCAGGAGAGAGCAGAGCAGGCAAUUGAAAAGAUGCGUGGUGAAGUUCCGGACAGCACGCUGGAAGUGGAGUUUGCGCCGCUCGAUCUGUCAUCGUUCAAGUCAACCGUGUCGUUCGCUGACUGGUUUCUAGGAAAGUACGACAAGUUGAACAUACUGUGCUGCAAUGCCGGAUACCUUGGGCAAAACUACCGAGUCACGGAUGACGGUUUCGAGUCCGUUUUUCAGACCAACUACUUGAGUCACUUUGUACUGAUCACUCGGUUUCUGCCGAUUCUGAAGACCUCAGGCCCAGACUCGAGGAUUGUCUCUGUGGCUUCAAAGGCCCAUCAGAUGGGAGCAUUCGAUCUUGCACGCACUCAGGAGGAACGGCAGUUUGGUUCGAUGCGUACGUACGGUACCAGCAAACUCUUCCAGAUAAUGAUGACUGGAGCUCUGCAACGUCGCUUGACCGAGAGCGGCGUCAACGUAUCCAGUGUUCACCCGGGUACCGUCAAGACGGAGUUCGGAAAGGACAGCAGCGUUGUAACCGCUUUCUACAAUGUCGGCUUUGCGCUGGGUACCAUUCGCAAUGCAGCUGAAGGGGCCGCGACCAUCAUCUACGCCUGUGUCACACCGGAGCUGGCCGAGCAGAAUCAUAUGUACUUUGAGUCCUGCAAACCAGCGUUCUCCAACGCACUCUCUCGGGACGAAGCCAAGCAAGAAGAGCUCUUCAACUACUCUCUCAGUCUUGUCAAGGAUCUGCUCAGCGAGGACAGUGUCAAGAUUCUGGGAAUCGACCUGGACGCCGUGACCAGUCCACCACCUACAGGCGGCCCCAUCGCACCACCGUCACCGGCUGAGGCCAGUGCAGCCAAUGCCGACGCCAGUGCGGGAGCUGAAGCGUCAGCGGCAGCUGCUGCAUCUCCCGAGGCAGCUCCGGAAGCAACCCCCGCCGCCGUGAGUGCGCCCGAGGAUACGCCUGCCAUGGCAGCCACGUCUACCGCUGACGAAACCUCCACUGUGCAGGACACGCCCAACGAGCCAGAAAGUGCUCCGGAGGCUGAGGCUGUCACUGAAGAUGGCAAUGAGCCCGAAAAGCCAUGCGAAGCAGCAGCUGCACCGGAGGCUGAGGCAGUCACUGAAGAUGGCAAUGAGCCCGAAAAGCCAUGCGACGCAGCUGCUGCACCAGAGGAAACAAGUGCUGCUGCAGCAGAUGAGAAGUCAGCAGAGGAGCCAGCAGCCACCGAGGUACCUGCAGCAGAAGAGAAGUCAGCAGAGGAGCCAGCAGCCACCGAGGUACCUGCAGCAGAAGCCUGCGAGGAGAAAGCACCCGAGGGGGAAGAUGUUGCAAAGGAUGAGUAAGACGUCGCUCCGCAACGGCGUCCUCUUAUCCCACCGAGUUUCGGUCACGGUUAGAGUUGUGCAAAUACUCACAUUCUCUGUCUGUCUCUCUGCAUCUCUCUCUCUCUCUCUCCGUCUUACGGUAGAUAUCUCUCCCCCCCCCCCCCCCCCACACACACACACACUGUGUGAACAUUCACAAAAAUUAUCCCACUUGUUUUCUUGUACAUUUCGAUUGCACGUAUAAUAAUCUAAGUCUGCACACUAGCACACUAACUAUGGUAAGUAUGUGUACGUGUGUAGGCUAGUGUACUGCUGGUAGUGUACAAGUAACUGUCAUGGAUAUGUUUGUUUUACUCGUGUUUUACGAUAGCAAUAAACAAUUACUGCAGUGCAGUGUUGUCUACUCUCUUCCACCGCAUCAUUCGACAUGAAAGAGGGGUUUCCCCCGCUCGUUGUUUUCUUUUCACUGGACAGACUACAGGUGGAUGACUUCAUUUUUUGGGCGUUUUCUAGUUAUCUGGUUUCGUAAUAUUGAGAGAUUUUAUUCCUUCUAAAACGUUGAAAUGGUGAUGAUCGUAAGAUAGAAAUGUCAUAAUAAUUAAGAUAAGCGACGCGGAGACAGCUAGCUAUCAUUAUUUAUCAUGUUCCUUAUCAAUUCUGGGCAGGAAAGUGAGCAUUAUGACUCCCACCCGGUCGUAUUCAAGACCUUUUACAUUUUUAUUUGCUAUUGUCGUAAAUUUCUCGUGUUGUGUUAAUAAAAACGAAGGAGAGA
Sycon ciliatum is the source of this 2374-nucleotide messenger RNA. Its product is annotated as retinol dehydrogenase 12-like. NCBI's taxonomy places the organism in Eukaryota, Metazoa, Porifera, Calcarea, Leucosolenida, Sycettidae. The record is from RefSeq and is a predicted model, not a curated record. The coding region runs from base 139 to 1620 and encodes 493 amino acids. The transcript is spliced from 7 exons.